AUGAGCAAUGAAGAGUAUAAAAAGAUUCUUAGGAAAUUAGAUCUUGCUAUUAUCCCUUAUUGUUCCUUGCUCUAUCUAUUAUCAUUCUUGGACCGUGUCAACAUUGGCCAAGCCGCUGUUGCUGGACUUAAGCAAGAUUUACAUAUCGUUCAAGGCAAUGCUUAUCAGAUUGCACUCUCUGUCUUCUUUAUCGGAUAUAUUGUAGUGGAAGUGCCCUCUAAUUUGGUUUUGAAGGCAUUGAAACCGCACCGAUGGAUUCCAAUAAUCAUGAUCGCCUGGUCUAUUGUCAUGACACUCAUGGGUGUUGUGAAGAAUGGACAUGGUUUACAAGCGGCAAGAUUCUUCCUAGGUAUUGCAGAAGGUGGAUUGUUCCCAGGAAUCAACUUUAUGUUGACCUGCUGGUAUGCUCGUAGGCAGCAAUCGUUAAGAAUCGGAAUCUUUUUCAGUGGGGCCACGCUUGCAGGUGCUUUUGGUGGCAUCCUCGCUUAUGGUUUGAAGUAUAUUCCAUUUCCGGGAGCGAAAACUUUCGGUGAUUUCUAUAAAGCUCACGGUGCACCUGCAGGCGGAUGGAGAUGGAUCUUCAUCAUUGAAGGUUUGAUCACUCUUAUUUGCGCUUUGCCCGGUUGGUGGAUCUUGGUCGAUUUCCCAGCAGAUGAUAAUAAAAUCUUAGAUCGAUCAGAGACUGCUAAAUGGAACAAUUAUCUCGCUAAAUCUCAAGGAGUCACUAAUGCAGAUAUUCCAUUCAGUUGGGAGCAAGUCACAAGAGCUUUCAAGGAUUAUCGUACGUAUCUCUAUGCUAUCAUGUACAUCAGUAUCGCUGAGCCUUUGUAUUCUUUGGCUUUAUUCACGCCAACGAUUAUCGCCGCUUUGGACUUCUCCGGUGCAUCAGCAAAUUUACUUUCUGUUCCGCCUUACGUUUUAGGAUUCAUCACAACCCUUACAACAGCUUUCGUUGCUGAUCGUUAUAUGAUUCGAGGACCGUUUAUUAUUUUCUGGGCAUGCAUCACAAUUGCAGGAUAUGCAAUCUUGAUCUCUGACGUUUCGGCAGGUGUCAAAUAUUUCGGAAUCUUUUUGACAGUGUCAGCAGUCAGCCCUAAUAUCGCUUUGGCUAUCAGUUGGGUCGGAGCAAAUUUCGGACCAAUGUACGUUCGAGCAACGGUGAUGGGUUUCUUUUUCACAAUCGGAAAUAGCGCUGGUUUGAUCAGUAGUAACAUUUAUCCAACAAAAGAAAGUCCUCGAUUUAUCAAAGGACAUGCUAUCAAUCUUGGAUUUGCAGGUGUAACGAUCAUCUCUUCCGUUCUUAUCAUGCUUUCUCAUUGGAACGAUAAUCGUAAACGUGAUCAAAUCUCCGUUGCUCAUCCUGACGGCCGUGACGUUGACCCAGCCCGUUUGAACACUGAAUCGGAAAAGCAAAGAUGGGGCUACGAAGGUUACACAAGAGAUCAAUUAUUGGCCCUAGGUGACAGACACAAUGGAUUCCGCUAUGUCAUUUGA
Molecule: messenger RNA, 1494 nt
Organism: Meira miltonrushii
Lineage: Eukaryota; Fungi; Basidiomycota; Exobasidiomycetes; Exobasidiales; Brachybasidiaceae
Product: putative MFS nicotinic acid transporter Tna1
Exons: 1
Coding region: 1-1494 (497 amino acids)
Biological process (GO): transmembrane transport
Cellular component (GO): membrane
Molecular function (GO): transmembrane transporter activity
Source: RefSeq, a predicted model, not a curated record